Molecule: messenger RNA, 6472 nt
Organism: Hermetia illucens (black soldier fly)
Lineage: Eukaryota; Metazoa; Arthropoda; Insecta; Diptera; Stratiomyidae
Gene: sima
Product: protein similar
Exons: 12
Coding region: 964-5361 (1465 amino acids)
Biological process (GO): cellular response to hypoxia; regulation of transcription by RNA polymerase II
Molecular function (GO): RNA polymerase II transcription regulatory region sequence-specific DNA binding; DNA-binding transcription factor activity, RNA polymerase II-specific; protein dimerization activity
Source: RefSeq, a predicted model, not a curated record
AAACCCACCAAAGUGACCAUCUCGUGUGAAAUCGGUCGACAGAUCAAGGUGCUCAAAAUUUUUCGAAUAUUUCGUAUUCUAAGCGCGCGCGAAUUCCGCAUAACAAAGUCUAUCAUUUAGUAAUCGAUCAGCCGGUAACGUCAAAUUGUACAAAACUCGUGUGUCGUGUCGUGAAAUGUGCCGCGAACCCCCGAAUUGUUUGUCGUUCUCGAUGAAGUCUCGCGUGACGAUAGCCGCCGAAUCGCAGCAGCUCCAGAAGCAGCAAUUCUAGCUCCACCGCAACCUUCAAUGCAGCCGCAUUCUUCACUGCCCUGGCUUGAAGUGAAUUCUGUGGCUCCCAACAGCAACAAUAACAACAAUUGCCGAUUGCGACAAUUUCCACGCUGCCAUCGCUUUCGGAGUGAACUGACGACGCGUCGAGUGCCAUGGAUAUUUGCCUCGCGACCGCGACGAUCACAACAGCUUGAUGACGACGGAGUGUCGUGAACACUCGAUCGGGAAAUGUGACUGGGCCGCGGAGAUCCUCCAGUUUCAGUGACGGGAACCCUCGCGACCUUAUAAAUUGUGUGUACCCUUGUGCCUGCUCGCUUGGCGUGGUGUCAGUGUGUGCCAGUGAGCAUAACGACUACCAACCCUUUGCAACGAUUCCGAGACGUACUUGCAGACGACUCAGUGUGCCCCGUUGGGAAGAUUCCGUGGAUAAAGCCUGUCGUGCAGCCGCGAAUACCUGGACUAAUCGGUGUGCCGUCCGUGCCGGAAGUAAACGACCCGUGCAAGUGUUUGGAAUGGUCUGAAUUGAAGUGGAAAGAAGCGAAAGCAGAGAAGCUAGUUUGCAGUGUGCAGUGGCAAUUUGCCGCCAAGUGUUUAGUGUCAGAGAAAUUGUGUUGAGAAGUUGAGUUCGCUUCGAGUUGAUUGAGACACGGAUACUCCCCCAGCAAAUUGGAUUAAUCGCAAUCAAAACAAAUGGAUAAAACCAAGGAUAAACCGAAUAUCAUCGCAUCAGCUCCAAAGCCCAAGGAGAAAAGAAGGAGCAAUGAAAAACGCAAGGAAAAAUCCCGAGAUGCGGCUAGAUGUCGUCGCUCGCGUGAAACAGAAAUUUUCACGGAAUUGGGACAAGUUCUACCAUUGCAACGCGAAGAAGUCGAACAACUUGAUAAGGCUUCAAUAAUGCGUCUAUCCAUUGCGUAUUUGAAAAUACGUGACAUGCUCAAUUUGUUUCCAAAUGUUAAUAUUCACGAUCAAACGCUGCUGCCCAGCGAAGAUGAUAGAAACGAAGAGUUCGAAAGGAAACCAUUUGAUUUACUGAACGGUCCUGAAUCAUACAAAUACCUAGCAUCAGCUCUUGACGGAUUCUUGUUGAUACUAUCAGGCGAAGGCGAUGUUACCUAUGUAUCUGAAAGUAUCUCCGAUUAUUUGGGCAUAUCACAGAUCGAUCUUCUGGGACAACAAAUCUGGGAAUACACCCACCAGUGCGAUCAUGAUGAAUUGAAAGAAGCACUUAAUAUUCGUCGAAGCAACUUGGGCGAUGAAAAACCUAAAGAAGGUGCAUCGAAUGGCAAUGCAGGAAUUAACGGGGCAAUUGAUAAUAAUAAUACCCUAACAACUGCCCAUCGUGACAUCUUUCUACGUUUGAAAUGCACGCUAACAAGUCGUGGUCGAAGUGUUAAUAUAAAAAGUGCUUCAUAUAAGGUAAUUCAUGUGACUGGUCACAUGGUUAUGAAUACAUCCGGUGAUCGCACUUUAAUUGGAAUCGGUCGCCCAUUACCGCAUCCAUCUAACAUAGAAAUACCGCUGGGCUCGGCGACAUUUUUGACGAAACACUCACUAGACAUGAAGUUCACCUAUGUCGAUGACAAAAUGCUAUCGCUCCUUGGCUAUCAGCCAGAAGACCUGCUGGGCAAAUCGCUAUAUGACUGUCAUCAUGGUGCCGAUUCGGAAAGUCUCAUGACAACAUUCAAGAGUGUUCUAAGUAAGGGACAAGGUGAGACGUGCCGCUAUCGCUUCCUAGGAAAAUGCGGUGGAUACUGUUGGGUUGUGACCCAAGCCACCAUUGUAUACGACAAGCAGAAACCGCAGAGUGUUGUCUGCGUUAAUUAUGCAAUUAGUGAACUUGAAAACAACAAUGAAAUAUACUCAUGUGCACAAUUGGAAGCACAUCAUCAGAAUAAAGAGAUUUCAACAAAGGACGAACAGGAUAAUAUUCAACAGCAACAACGCCACCACGAAUCAUCACCAUCGAAAUACUAUUCGCCUGAAAAAUUGCAAAAUGCUGUUAACAUCAGAAAUGGUCCUUGUGCCCUUGAAGCUCGUUUAAAUCCAAGAAAAACAUUGUUGAAAUCACAACAGCCUCUCAUAAACAGUACUGGUGAGAAUCAACCAGUUGCUACAAAACGUUGUGAAGCUACUAUACAACCAGACAUUCGUAAUAAUAACAAUACUACCAAUAUCAGAAAACGUUUAGACGACAUAUCUCUAUCACCAGUACGUCGUAACUUCACCAACUGUUCAAUAUCACCUGGUGGUAAAACAUCACCGACUCCUUCACCAACACAAGACAAACGUCCAAAAUCAGUAACUGCAUCGGUUUUCACUCAAGUGCCAAUCAAUAACAAUACCGAACCUAUAACAAUUCAAAAUCAACAACCAUCACAACAACUAUCUGUAUCUAGUUCAGUUGGUAUUAACUUACCCAUUGCCCUGAACGUUGGCAAUCAACAACAAUCACAACUGAAUAAUCAUCAACAACCAGCUGCACCAACUAAAUCAGUUACAGCAUCAGUUCUAACACCAAUCAGUUCAUUAACAACACCAAUAAAUCGUGCAUUUUUACCGAACAACUUCUGUAAAAAUCAAUCAAGGAAUACAACAAAUAGUGUUAACAAUAAUAACAGUAAUAGCAACAAUACCACGGAAGAUAUGAACAGUAGAUAUUUGAUGUUUUCGGAGGAAUCACCAGAACUAACAAUGCUCAAAGAAGAACCCGACGAUUUAACGCAUUUGGCACCAUCUCUAGAUGACUCCACACAACUCUUCGGCGAAAUGCUCGACAGUCUUAUAUUACCGGAUGCAUAUGGGACACUCCUAUCUGAUGAUAUUAAUUCAUUAGAUUCCCAACAGAGUAAUUGCAACAAUAGCAAGAAUAACAAUAAUCAUCAUAUUGAUCCAUUUAUUAAUUACCGUGAUGAGUCGAGCGAUACGAGUAGUUCGCCGCAUUUAUUGUCGCCGGGUAGUGUGUCGAAGAGUCCUGAAAUGAGUAGCAUACCAUCACUUUGCAGUCCGAAUUCACUAAGUCAAGAUGACGAAUUCGCAUUUAUGACAAUGAAUGUCGAGGACGAUAUCGAUUUAACAAUGCGUGCUCCAUAUAUUCCAAUGAACGAGCAGGAGGACCUGCCGCUACUCACAGAUUUAAUGUGGAGCGCGUUCUCGGAGGAGCUAAGCUUGCACAAGGAGGCACUACAAAUGGAGGCAUUGAAGAAUAGUCAGAACAGUGCACUUAGCAAUAAUAGUAGCAACAACACAAGUAGUUCGAAUAGUUUAACAACAACAGCUUCAACCACAACGGUCAAUACUAGCAGUAGCAAUACUAGCAACCAUAACAGUAGCAGUAACAAGAAUAGCAUUAUCACGGUACAGGACACCAACAGUUUGAAUGAUAACGAAUCAAGUUUGGCGGCACUUUUGUGUGGUAGUGGUGGCGUUAGUUCGCUUCAGCAACACCAACAUCAUCAACAAUCCGACGUGGGAGAGAAUGAUUCAACAUCGUCAGGAAGUGCGACAGGAAAUGAUUGUAAACGACGUAAAAUCCUUUUGGAGAGAAAUGAUGAUGCUACAACCGAUCUAAUGGAUAGCAUCGAUGAUUUCAGCCCCGUUUUCAAUAAAAAUUCAUCAAAUGUAGGUUGUUGGACAAUGAAUGACUUACUGCAAAUGAAUGGUUCAGCUCCAUCAUCACCGAGGACCUCACUACAUCACCAACAGCCCGAAGAUCAUUCUGAAAAACAAAAUAUCAUAAUAAAUACAGCAAUACCGGCCACUGCUAUUCACGUGCCAUUAAUUACAAUUCAAAAUAAGAAUUCGAAUUCAAAAAUGAAUUGUAGUAGCAUCUUGACUAACUCAACGGCAACAACAACCAACACCACCGUAAAUAAUACCUCCAACAACAAUUCAACCAGCAAUAACUCUGUUACAAUGAGACGACUAUCGGCCACAUUGGUGAAAGGUAUAAAUAUCAAUUUAACACAAAGCAAUAACACCAACAACAAUUCCAAUCUCACAUCCGGAAAAUCAGUAGCGGCCAAUCUGAACAUUGGUGCAAUAAUCAAUACACAGAGCGCUAAUAGCAGUAGUAAACGUCCUUCGAAUAUUAUCCUGACUUCGUCAGAUACCAAGCGCCUAAAGAAUUCACCAAUGGUUGAGACACCAGCGUCACCGCAUCUUUUGCAACAAUUGAUGGCCCCAAGUCCGCAAAGGGCCGGAUCUAAGUCCUCUUACGAGAAAAUUCAUGGCCGAUGGAAUGGAGACAAUGAUGGCACUAACAGCACUGGUGUAAAUAGCAGUGGUAGGGGUAGUGUUGGUCACCAAUCAUCAACAUCAACGGCGUCACAGUCGCAACCCUCAAACUCGGUUCUGAAGAACCUUUUGGUCAGUGGAUGUGAUGAUGCAUUUCACCAGUUUUCUGAUGCCAUAAUCGAAGAGGAUCGUUUUUCGCGCUCAUUACAAAACUCCCCACAACCUAAUUUCUACGCCGGCAGACCAUUGAUGUGCAAAGUAUCCACUGAACAAGUACUACGUCGCUGUGGAGCCAACCCGCUCAUAGGUGGAGUAGGCAUUCUUCCAUCUCCCCCGAUUCCGAUUGAUACCGACGUCGAUGAGGGUGGGCGUGACAGUAUAACCCCUCAUCACGGCUCUAUGGAUCCCUUAGUAGCUGGUACAUUCUCUCCGGGUGGGUCUGACUCCGGUGGUAGCGAUAGUGGCGUGGAGUGUGGCCAGACUCCCAGUCGGGGACCUUCCUUAUUCUACAGUCUAUUUCGGAACAUGAACCGCGAAAAGGAAACUACGAACGAUGGCAUGAUUUUCAAUGGGACCUCGAAAAUGGACACAUCGCCGCCACCAUCGAACCAACCAGCCUUAAAAAUGUCUUCAGCAGGUAGAGGAACAGGCGGUAGUGCAGGCUUAGGCGAGAGAGGGUCACACAAAAUGUCGUUCUCAUUCCUCGAUGAGGACAACCCACUAUGCUCGCCGUUCUUGAUGGAUCUUUGUAACGACGACUACAGCAUGGAUGAACCCCUGGGCGGUGACUUUCUUCAGGAGAAUGAAAUAACAAAAGUUCUAAAUGGAUGGCCACCAGCCAAUGCGGCGACCUAGAAAUGAUAAUUCUUUGGCGAAAUGUAUAAGGAACGGUAAAAACCAAUUUAAAUUUAAGAGUAAAGCAACACAUAUUUAUAUACAGUGGACUUCUCGUUAAUUUUUGGCAAUAGUUUUUUUUUAAUUUGUUCACGUUCAGUUCUUCCCCCAGUCCAAGUAACGAGAUGAAAAAAUAAAUUAUCAAAUAGAAAAUCAUAAAUAUGAAAAUAAAAAGGAAUAAAAGUGUUAAAGGAUCAUAAAGCGCUGAAAGAGAAUAAAAAUCUAUAAAUAUACCACUCAGGAUUGUUGACUUCUAGGAUUUGUUUUAUUUUUUUUUUUAAUUUCAUUUGACAAUACUUUUCCAAAUUCAUCGAAAACAUUUACUUCUAAUAACAAACUUUCUGCAUUUAAAACAAUGUCAACUGUUUUUACUAUUUUUGGAGUAUUUUUUACUAAAAAGGAGGCUGGGAGGGGGUGAACAAAUUUAUGUUGGGACAGAACAACGUUUCGAAUAAAGUUAAUCGUAAAUAAAAGCAAAAUGAGGGAUAACGAGAAGUUUAGAGUUUAGCCUAUGUUAAAGUUUAUACAGAAUUGUUUGAGUUAGUUUCAGUAAAGGAAAGUUAAAAUAGAAGAAGUUAUUCAAAACGGGAAUAGAAUUUGAUUACAUCAAAAAUCAAGUAAUCCAACAAAAAGUUAUUCCUUUAAUUUCAACAAUAUAAAAUGUUUGUUUGUAGUUUUUAAGCAAUUUUUGGAGCUGCCUAAUAAAUAUAAAUACAUUAUACAUAAAUAAACAUAAAUGAAAAUAAAAAUGAAAAAAAAAAUAAAUAAAAAAUAAUUAGAUUUUAUGUUAAGGUAAAUUGACAAGUUUUGUGCAUAUAAAUAUUUUUAGAGUACGUUUUUCAUUUGUUUUCCAUCAAUUUAAUAGAAGAAGUAGUUUGCAAUGAGUUCCGGGGAAAUUAUAGAUUUAUUUUUUAAACAAAAGAAAGUGCAAACAGAGCGACCUCUACAAAAAAAAUUAAAGUUGUUCUCAAAUUAACAUUAAAAUUCAAGUUUUUAUUUUAUUUUUUUCUAUUUUUUUGCUGGUGAAGGACAUUCAAAAUGGACAAACCAUUUUAUUAAAAGCAUUUUUUUU